AUGUCCCAGCAAAGAACCAUACGGCUGUCCUUGCAGCAGCAUACUAGCGCUGUCUAUGUGCUGGGCACAGAAAUCUCCAUUGACAUACAUGGAUCAGCCCCGAAGGACGCCACGUCGUUCGAUGUCCGUGGCACCCCUGGUGUUGAUGUCUAUAUUGUCCACAACCCUCAAGUUGCCAAGGUACCGACGUGCGUGCCCAGAUGGCCCCUGGAUGUCAGGGUGGAGGUGGUGGUGACUAUGAAGACACCAAGCGAUGCUGUCAAUGAUAACAAGGUUAGGAUUUCAUACUAUGGGAAGGAUGGGGGGCCUCCUAUGCACAGAGCCAUGCUCUACCUUACCUGUGUUGACAUCUCCCUGGAUGCUGAUACAACUCGCAGUGGGGCGGUGAAGAGGAAAACAGCAGAUAAGAGAGAGUGGACAUGGGGCCCAGAUGGGCAAGGAGCUAUCCUGCUAGUGAACUGUGAUAGGGAUGACCCAAAGUCCUCGGAUAUGGACAACAAGGAUUUCUGUGUGCGAUCGUAUGCAGACCUUCGGGACAUGUCAUGUAUGAUCUUGAGAACUCGAGGCCCCGAUGCAAUCUUUGACGACCACAAGUUGGUUCUUCACAUUUCCAUGUCAGACGCAGACAAAGUGGGAGUUUUCCACGCUCGGGGCGAUGACAUUCUCCACCAGUACAAGCACGUGCUGGGGUCCAAUGAGCUCUCCUAUAUAGUGGACCGUCCCAGCGGACAAGAAGAGGACACCUUCUACGUGGAGGGAUUGGCCUUCCCGGACGCUGACUUCUUAGGGCUGGUUUCCUUCCACGUCACGCUACUGGAUGUCCCGGAUGAGAAUCUUCCCGAGACCCCGAUUUUCACAGACACGGUGGUUUUCCACAUGGCUCCCUGGAUAAUGACCCCCAACACUCAGAGGCCUCUGGAGAUCUUUGUCUGCAGCGUGAGCGACAAUGCCGACUUCGUGGAAGCCGUGAGCAAACUCGCCAGGAAAGCCCGCUGCAAGCUGACCGUCUGCCCGGAGUUGGAGAACCAGAAUGACCGCUGGAUCCAGGACGAGAUGGAGUUCGGCUACGUGCAGGCUCCCCAUAAAACGUUUCCCGUGGUCUUCGACUCGCCCAGGGAUGGAGAGAUGCAGGAUUUCCCUUUUAAGAGCAUCUUGGGCCCUGAUUUUGGCUACGUGACCCGACAACCUUAUAAUGAAAGUGUCUCCAGCCUCGACUCUUUUGGGAACCUGGAAGUCAGCCCUCCAGUGACCGUCAAAGGGAAGGAGUAUCCCCUGGGGAGGAUCCUCAUUGGCAGCAGCUUCCCCAGGAUUGGUGGCAGGAGGAUGACAAAGGCCGUCCGGAACUUCCUCUGUGCCCAGAAAGUGCAGGCCCCUGUGGAGCUCUACGCCGACUGGUUGUGUGUGGGUCACGUGGAUGAAUUCUUGAGCUUUGUCCCAGCUCCAGGCAGACAGGGUUUCCGGCUGCUCUUAGCCAGCCCCAGUGCCUGUUACAAGCUGUUCAGAGAGAAGCAGGAAGAGGGCUAUGGAGAAGCCAGGCUGUUUGAAGAGUUAGAGACAGUCACCACCACAACAAUAGAUGAGAUUCUGGCCAAUGAAACCCUGAGGAGGGAGAACGACUACGUUCAGAGCUGCAUCGACUGGAACAGAGACAUCCUGAAACAGGAGUUGGGCCUGAGCGAGAAAGACAUCAUCGACCUCCCCCAGCUCUUCAGGGUAAUCAACAAGAAAGCCAGUGCUUUCUUCCCAGACAUGGUGAACAUGAUUGUCUUGGGGAAACACCUGGGCAUCCCGAAGCCAUUUGGGCCGACGGUCGAUGGGCGGUGCUGCCUGGAAGAGAGCGUUCGCUCCCUGCUGGAGCCGCUGGGGCUGACCUGCACCUUCAUCAAUGACUUUUUCGCUUAUCACACUCUAGAAGGGGAGGUCCACUGCGGCACCAACGUCCGCAGGAAACCCUUCUCCUUCAAGUGGUGGAACAUGAUCCCCUGAGCAGAGGGGGUGAUAUAAAACUCAUUGCUUUUUUCAAGAGGAGGGAACAAAAGCCGAAUGUGACCUACAGUUUCCUGGGGUUCACUUCACCCACCACUGAAUUUGUAACUUCAAUAAAAACACUGCUUUCUAAAGAAACCCCUUACUAACCUGCAUAGGAAAUCGCUAGCUACCCCAUCCUCUUCCCAGCCGCACGAGUCGGACAGUUUGCUGGGACUGUAAUCCCCUUCUUGCCUCUCAUCAAAUAUAGGACCUUAAAGAGGUGUGUCUCACCUAAUUUAUUACAGCUACCUGGGUACCUAUAAGGCCCCCAAUCACCAUGUAUUUAUCCUCAUCUGUGUGCUAGAGAAGUAUUAUCAGCCCCAUUUUAUAGAUGGGGAAAUUGAGGCACAUAACGGUUAAGUGAUGUGGCCAAGGUCACACAGGAAGACUGUACCAGAGCCAGGAACAGAACAGUCUAGUGUCCCAGUUCUGUGCCUUAACUACAGCUGACUGGAGGAUGACAAUUCCCUCACAUGGCAACUUUGAAGAUUUUUGAAGGGAGGCAGGCAGUGGGGAAGGCAUUGAGCUGGGAUGCAGAAGACAAGUCCCUGUUCGGCCUCAUUCAAAGCAGAUUGUUUUCAUCUCAGCUCACUCUGAUUCAGGGUGUAAACCUGGAUCUCCCACAUUCCAAGCUUGUGCCCUAACCACCAGGCUACAGAGUCUCUCCCUCGUCCCUGUUUCAGCUUUGAUGAAACUACAUAUUUUGUUGAAAAAAGCCAACUCCAGCUUCAAGCACGAGGCUCCACUUCUGCUACAGAAAGCAAAAGCUACAAGUUAGGGAGAGUAGUCAGAUCUGAACCUGUCUGCUUGGGCUCGCUCCUCUACCCAUUCGCUGGGGGAGCUGCAACUUUCUAUGCAAGGUUGGUUUUUGUUUUUUUUUUAGUUGGUUUGUCAUUUAAGGCAGUGGUUCUCAACCAGGGGUACGUGGAUCC
Messenger RNA from Chelonoidis abingdonii (Abingdon island giant tortoise), 2960 nucleotides. RefSeq names its product protein-arginine deiminase type-3-like. Gene Ontology annotation, molecular function: protein-arginine deiminase activity; calcium ion binding. The record is from RefSeq and is a predicted model, not a curated record. Gene Ontology annotation, cellular component: cytoplasm; nucleus. Lineage: Eukaryota; Metazoa; Chordata; Testudines; Testudinidae.